AUGCGCAAGCCUAGCAGGCACACCGACUUCCUCAAGGACGCAAAGCUCGACGAGAAGACACGCGUUUUAGUCGUGGAGCACAGCGCUGCAAGCCGCGAACUGGCGCUUCAAGAAGAGCAUCUUGCCAGUCUCGAGUCGCUUGCUUUGACCGUCAACAGCUCAGCUGCGCGGCGCAAUCUAUACGGCGCUAUUCGGAAAGCUCGCAGUGCAGUCGAGAAGGUGCGCGUCCUCGAACGCAAGUGCAAGGGCGCCUUGUCUGACUCCCGCGCGCUUGUAGUGGAUGCUCUGGAGCUCGCUGAUGAUCUGUGGGAGACGUCAGAAGCGGAUGCGGAAGAAGCAUCAACCGUUUCUUCGCCAACCACGGUUCAUUCGUCGACAAAGACUUCAUCGCGGACAACCGGUUCUUCCCCGACACAGCGGAGCAUAUCUACUGCACCAUCGGAACCUGAGUCUUUGGUGCCGGCCCGCUUUCCCUCUCCCUCGGAAGUAGUUUCACUGAAGCGCGAACUGCAAGAGAUCGACGACAGUCUUUCCGAGUCGAUGAGGACUUUGAACCAGGUCAUCACCCAAUCACGCUAUCGAGAAGGCGUAAUCGAAAGCAUAGACCGCGCGCGGGCAUGCCUCGACAAAGUUCACAUCAGGGGAGAGCGCUACUCAGGCCUAGACGACGAAAAGAUUCGCAAAUUCGGAUUUGCAACGCUUGCCAUCGCGCGGACAAGGCAUGAGAAAGCUAUGCGCGUUCUCGAUGCAGCCAAGCAAGAGCAAUUGCGACUGGACGGCCCUACGCAAGCAAAAAGUAGUGGAAAAACGCGCGAGACCGAGCGCCAAAAGCCUUCGCGAGUGGAAGAAGAUUUCGAUCAGAUGGUCCAUCGUUUCUCGCAAUUUGAUUGCGGGGACUCCGAGGAGCUUCUGCGUCAGCAACAAGAGGUUCUUCAACAGGUUGCUAACUACCGUGCCGCUGAGGCAUACAACAGACGCCGUCAAAUGGGUCAAAUGAAGUGGCUGGUGUCGACUGGCAGAUUCUGCGAUCGGGUCACCGAAGGCGACAAAAAAUCGGUUCUUGACAAAUUCGGGACCGAUGGGUCCCGCAACACACACGAGAUACAAGAUGACUGA
Molecule: messenger RNA, 1116 nt
Organism: Alternaria viburni
Lineage: Eukaryota; Fungi; Ascomycota; Dothideomycetes; Pleosporales; Pleosporaceae
Exons: 2
Coding region: 1-1116 (371 amino acids)
Source: RefSeq, a predicted model, not a curated record